AUGGUUUAUGAUAGAAUCCAUCUCACAAUUCUUAUUAUUCCUACUGGUCCAUUUUUUGGGUAUCGAAGUAUGCCAAAUGGAAUUAGUAUUUCUAAGAACAAAUCCAUUAGUACAUUACGUACUGAAAUUUGGAAUAACUACUUAACUGAAUAUGGAAAUGCUUCUUUUAAUCUUCGUGCGGUUGAUGUUGAACGUAGAGAAUAUGU
Diversispora eburnea is the source of this 206-nucleotide messenger RNA. The record is from the annotation of a GenBank genome assembly. Lineage: Eukaryota; Fungi; Glomeromycota; Glomeromycetes; Diversisporales; Diversisporaceae.